Messenger RNA from Amoebophrya sp. A120, 647 nucleotides. The record is from the annotation of a GenBank genome assembly. Lineage: Eukaryota; Dinophyceae; Syndiniales; Amoebophryaceae.
AUUUGUGCAUUUACUUCCCCCCGCGUGCUGCGGCUGGCGCCGCGGGCCUAACGUCCUAGUUCAAAUCUAGAUGGGUGUCAAAAAUAUGCUCUCGGCUUUUGCAACCGCUCCGCCGAGCUCUUUGGCCUGGCGGGCCUUGUCGCUACUCACCACCCUCGAAAACACUCCUCCACGUCCUAGUCUCGCAAUGAUGAACGGGCGCGAAAAGCAUGUCCUCUUCACGGCGUCUUUCUUCAAUAGCAGCUGACCUUUUAUGUAUGUCCAUGAUUGAUGAUAUUUAUUGAAGCAAAAUCUGCAAUAAAUUCCGCAGGAUGCCGUGUGAAAUUGUACCACCUCGCUUUCACCAUGUUGGGCUUUCUGUACUUUGUAUUUCUUCACAACGAGCGAGAAAGAUGAUAGACGCAAGUUUCUCCAGUGGUAGUGACGGUACGGAGCGUCGUUCUCUCACCACUCGCACUUGCUCUGCGUUCUCAAGAUUGAUAUUCGCGAUUCGAUUUUUUUUAUCAAAGCGGACAUCCACCACAGGCACUAGCAAAAUCGUAUGUUCUCCAUAUGGCAGUCCUGGGUCGUGGUUGCUUAACUAUACAAUAUGUCACAUAUUUAAAGGUUAAAGGGGUUAUGGUAGACGACGUCUAAUUCCAUCUGGG